Messenger RNA from Pseudovirgaria hyperparasitica, 619 nucleotides. RefSeq lists its product as uncharacterized. NCBI's taxonomy places the organism in Eukaryota, Fungi, Ascomycota, Dothideomycetes, Acrospermales, Acrospermaceae. Bases 194 to 508 code for a protein of 104 amino acids. The record is from RefSeq and is a predicted model, not a curated record. The transcript has a single exon.
AGCCAGAGUGAGUGGUGUCUGGCGGGAGUUUACGCCAAUGACGCACAAACGAGCGGCCGUCGCACUUGGCCGGAGUGUGGUUAGUGCAGCCGGAGGUGACAGUGGAGACCUACAAUACUGGCACGCGUGUGAUACAUAGUCAGUAAUUAGAGAGCAGAUCUUGGCCACUGCAAACAACGUUGUCAGGUCGAAAAUGUUGAGGCUCAGACUCAGAACAUUGUUAUUGCAGGGCCGUGGCUGGACCGCUGCAUUCAUAAUUCAUCCGCCACCAUUGAUUCACUCGUUCAACUGUUCAAGUGUCCCGAGCGCACCGGAAACCCAUCAACCUCUUCCUCCGCGUUCUACCUUCUUCUCUCGGUAUGACUCUAUACAAGAACAAUCAGCGAUUAAGGGGUCACAUACAUCGAUGGGUAGUAAUGAGUUUUUACAUAGUAUGUGCUGCAUUGCGGUUCAUGCAUGCGAAACAAAAGUUAUGUGCUGCAUGCGAUUUGUACAAGUGUUGGCAUAGAUCAUUAUUCCAAGCGCCUCCCUCUGAACUGUGAUGCCAGGGUGUCCAACAGGACAUAUCAUAUUUCACCUUCUUCUUGCGCUCUUGAACAGCAUGCUUCCAACUAUGCCC